UACUGCUUCUGGGGAAGAGCAACUUUGGAAAGGAAAGUUGACGCUCUGUGUAGAGUUGUGUCUUCACCUACGGGGUUUAAAUAAAGGUUUAAGGAACAAUUGAAUAAAGUGUAGAGUAUGGAUUUUUGCGCAGGUACAUGUUGUAGCACACGAUGAGAUGAACGAGGCUGUUCGAGAACAACAAGGCACUGACGGCAUUAUGCUGGUCAGGAACAUAAAGGAUGCAGCUACACGCAAAAUUGGUCGGGCAAAGGUGACCCAUGCUGUUGUGGUCAUCUUUUUGGAAUUCUUCUCCUGGGGUCUCCUUACAACACCAAUGUUGACUGUGCUACGUGAAACAUUUCCACAGCACACGUUCCUCAUAAAUGGGCUUAUUCAAGGAGUCAAGGGAUUGCUGUCUUUUAUGAGUGCCCCACUGAUUGGAGCCUUGUCCGAUGUAUGGGGCAGGAAGUCCUUCUUGCUGUUGACAGUGUUUUUCACCUGUGCCCCGAUCCCACUGAUGAGGAUAAGCCCACGGUGGUAUUUUGCCCUUAUUUCAGUAUCUGGGGUCUUCUCAGUCACCUUCUCAGUUAUAUUUGCAUAUGUGGCAGAUAUUACAGAAGAGAAUGAAAGAAGCACAGCAUACGGAUUGGUAUCAGCAACAUUUGCUGCCAGUUUAGUUACAAGUCCUGCUAUAGGAGCCUAUCUAUCUGCCAAUUAUGGAGACAGUGUGGUGGUGCUGGUGGCCACCAUCGUUGCUGUAGCUGAUAUUCUUUUCAUACUCCUCAUUGUACCUGAGUCCCUGCCAGACAAAAUGAGGCUGUCAUCAUGGGGGUUUCCAAUUUCUUGGGAACAGGCUGACCCUUUUGCUUCUUUAAGAAAAGUGGGUAAGGACCCCACAGUGCUUCUCAUAUGUGUCACGGUUUUUCUGUCGUACCUUCCGGAGGCAGGACAGUAUUCCAGCUUUUUCUUAUACCUACGACAGGUUAUUAACUUCUCAUUACCAUCAAUUGCAGCAUUUAUAGCAAUGGUUGGAAUCCUGUCUAUUAUAGCACAGACUUUACUCCUGAGUUUGCUGAUGAAAAAAAUUGGAAGUAAGAAUACUAUGUUACUGGGACUUGGAUUUCAGCUCCUCCAGCUAGCCUGGUACGGCUUUGGGUCAGAAACAUGGAUGAUGUGGUCAGCUGGAACUGUGGCUGCUAUGUCGAGUAUCACCUUCCCUACAAUAAGUGCUCUGGUGUCCCACAUUACAGAUCAGGGCCAGCAGGGUGCAGUGCAGGGAAUGAUAACUGGGAUUAGGGGACUGUGCAAUGGACUUGGUCCAGCUGUCUUUGGAUUUAUCUUUUUUUUCUUCAAUGUGGAACUGAAUGACAUUGAGCCACUGGACAAUGAUCAAUCUUCAGCUGUCAGCAAUGAGAAAUCAGUCAUUCCGGGCCCUCCCUUCCUGUUCGGAGCCUGUACUGUUCUUCUAGCAAUGUUUGUUGCCUGCUUCAUCCCAGAACGCCGUAGUGUGGUGGUAAAAACCUGCAGCACACGGGUUUCCCCUGUUGGUGGAACACACUGUAACAGUUCUUCUCCUGGCAGUGACGAGGACAUUGAGCCUCUUUUGCAGGACAGCAGCAUGUAGCCCACUGAUACUACCUGAAGCCUCAGCUUUUUUUCCCCCCUUUUAAAUUUUUUUGUUUUGAAAGAUGCAAGAAAUAUAGGUCCAAGAAAACAUGAGAUAUGGAAUGACAUGAUAUAGUAAUACUCUACGGAAUCAUAUUCUUUAUAUAUAUAUAUAUAUAUAUAUAUAUAUAUAUAUAUAUAUAUAUAUAUAUAACGCAUUUGUCUCAAACUGAGCUAUUUAAAAUUUUUAAAUGUUUUAACAUAAGGCUUUGGUUAUGUUUGCCAGCUGAGAUGUAUUAAUGUCAUGCUCUUAGUUAAAAAUGUGCCUUCACUAUGCAUUUGCAAAGUUUUUUAUUAUUAUUAUUUUGUUAUUAAGUCUCUGCUGAAUGUAUAUGAUGUACUAUAGGUCAAUGAUGUCCUUAAUUUUUUAAAUGUGUAGCACUGUAAUAAUCUUCUAUUAAAGAACACCUGAAAGACAAUCUUUAUAUGAAAACUAUGGUAAUUAACUUCCUAUAAUUAAAUCUUAA
Clarias gariepinus (North African catfish) is the source of this 2114-nucleotide messenger RNA. It is a transcript of the gene slc71a2b, whose product is annotated as major facilitator superfamily domain containing 14Bb. Gene Ontology annotation, cellular component: membrane. Lineage: Eukaryota; Metazoa; Chordata; Actinopteri; Siluriformes; Clariidae. The record is from RefSeq and is a predicted model, not a curated record. Bases 158 to 1606 code for a protein of 482 amino acids. The transcript is spliced from 12 exons. Gene Ontology annotation, molecular function: transmembrane transporter activity. Gene Ontology annotation, biological process: transmembrane transport.